AUGCCAGUUGGACCUGACAGGAGUGCAGUUGUUUGUUAUCAGUGUCAGAAGCCCGGACAUUACAAGUCCAGUUGUCCGAUGAGAUCGUCUUCAGUUUCGUCAACCCCGAAGGCUUGUUAUAGGUGUGGCCAGCAGGGUCACUUGAUUCAUGAUUGUCCGGGUCAGAGAGCAGGCUCCAUUAGUGGCAGAAGGUCACAGCAGAGGCCAUCACAAUCGGCUACAGUUCAGUCAGGUGUUCAGGUUGGCAGUCCUCAGGCACAGGUACCACAGGGACGUGUUUUUGCACUGGCACAGACCGAUGCAUCUUCUGGAUCGUCAGUUCUUCGAGAUUUGAGCGUACAAGCAACAGUUAGCUGGACACUGUCAGAAUUCUUUGGUGGCCAGAAUGUUUCCAUUGUUGCUGAAGAAGAUGUCAGAACUCUGUCCAAGGCUGAUUCAACAGAUCUAUUGGAAGCGGUGGUAUGCACUGUGAACCAAUGCUUGGCUGAAGCACCCAAGUUUGGCCUUAAAAGUACAGACAAAGCCCUAGGGCCUCCUCAAGUUCUUGCGGCCAUCAGCCGAUGCAGCUCAACUGGGGGCCCUAAAGGAAGGCAUUGGGUCCUUGACCCUAUUGAUGGAACAUUAGGAUUUGUGCGUGGAGAUCAAUAUGCUGUGGCUUUAGCCUUGAUUGAGGAUGGGCAAGUUGCUCUUGGAGUUCUUGGGUGCCCUAAUUACCCAAUGAAGAAGGAAUGGCUAAAUUACCAUCACCAACACUAUCAAACUAUGUCAAAAAUGUCAUCAUCAACUCUUGAUUCUCGGGAAGAAGGAUGCGUGAUUUACUCAAGGAGAGGUAGUGGAGAAACAUGGAUGCAACCUUUAAUCUAUGGUGAUAAGAAGCUUGAGUGGCCAAACUUUGCAAGAGCUAUUCGCGUUUCUUCCAUUAAUGAUCCAGCACUGGCAACUUUUUGUGAACCGAUGGAGAAAUCAAAUUCAAACCACUCCUUCACUUCUGGACUUGCUGAAAGCAUUGGGCUUAGAAAGAAACCACUUCGUGUUUAUAGCAUGGUGAAAUAUGCAGCCAUAGCUCGGGGAGAUGCUGAGAUCUUUAUGAAGUUUGCAAGAGCUGGGUACAAGGAGAAAAUAUGGGAUCAUGCUGCUGGUGUUCUUAUCGUGCAAGAGGCUGGCGGUGUGGUAACUGAUGCAGGAGGGCACCCUCUGGAUUUUUCAAAAGGAUUGUUUCUAGAAGGUCUUGAUCGGGGCAUUGUUGCUUGCUCUGGGGCUGCACUGCAUGAGAAAAUUAUUGGGGCUGUUUAUGCUAGCUGGGACUCUUCUAACCUGUGAUGGUUACUUUAGUGUUUCCACGGGGCCCAAUACACUGAUGCGGAAUUAUUUUGGUACCUUUGGCAGGUUAAGAAAAUUGCAGUAACGAGUGUUUCACACAGUUGCGGGACUUUUAAUUUUGGUUUCUUCAUUGCAUCAAGCAUUGUGAUAGGCCCACUAAGUCAAUUUUUUGUGUGACUUGGCUGGUUUUGCGAAAUGGAUUGAUGUUGCGGAGCUUUCCUUGAGCAUAUAUACGGUCGGAAAUUUCUGUCAACUAUAAUUUGUACAGGAAUACCAAGUUUUUUGUGUUUUAUUUCUUAUUGAUCCCUAAAAUGGUGAGGACAAUGGCCUGUCAAUAUAUUGCUUGCUUGGUUUAGAA
Molecule: messenger RNA, 1678 nt
Organism: Cornus florida
Lineage: Eukaryota; Viridiplantae; Streptophyta; Magnoliopsida; Cornales; Cornaceae
Product: PAP-specific phosphatase HAL2-like
Exons: 4
Coding region: 1-1320 (439 amino acids)
Biological process (GO): phosphatidylinositol phosphate biosynthetic process; sulfate assimilation
Molecular function (GO): nucleic acid binding; zinc ion binding; 3'(2'),5'-bisphosphate nucleotidase activity
Source: RefSeq, a predicted model, not a curated record